This is a messenger RNA of Alexandromys fortis (reed vole), 2473 nucleotides long. RefSeq names its product WD repeat and SOCS box containing 1 (gene Wsb1). Gene Ontology annotation, molecular function: protein binding. The record is from RefSeq and is a predicted model, not a curated record. The transcript is spliced from 9 exons. Gene Ontology annotation, biological process: protein polyubiquitination; intracellular signal transduction. Lineage: Eukaryota; Metazoa; Chordata; Mammalia; Rodentia; Cricetidae.
UCUUGUCUCAGUGUCUGGUUUGACUGCGGAGGUGUCGUUUGGCUGUGUGUGUCUGUGAGUGGAAGGCGCGCCGGCUCUUUUGUCUGAGUGUGACCCGGUGGCUCGGUCCCAGGCCAGCCAGUGAUUUUCCCGGGCAGUCCUCAGUGGCCGCCAGCGCUCUCGAUUCGCUCCCCGCACCCGGGAAGGACCGAGCCCGCGUCACGCCCCUUAGCCCCCACCAAGUCCCUUCUCUGUCGCCGCGUCCGAAUCGCGUUCCCGGAAUCAGACGGUGCCCCAUAGAUGGCCAGCUUUUCCCCGAGGGUCAACGAGAAAGAGAUCGUGAGAUCGCGUACUGUAGGGGAACUCUUAGCUCCGGCAGCUCCUUUUGACAAGAAAUGUGGUAGUGAGAACUGGACUGUGGCUUUCGCUCCGGAUGGUUCCUACUUUGCGUGGUCCCAAGGAUAUCGCAUCGUGAAGCUUGUCCCGUGGUCCCAGUGCCUUAAGAACUUUCCUUUACAUGGCUCCAAGAAUGUUACCAAUUCAAGCUGUCAAAAAUUGACGAGACAAAAUAGUAAUGGUGGUCAGAAAAAUAAGCCUCGUGAACACAUUAUAGACUGUGGAGACAUAGUCUGGAGUCUUGCUUUUGGGUCUUCAGUUCCAGAAAAACAGAGCCGCUGUGUUAAUAUAGAAUGGCAUCGCUUCCGAUUUGGACAGGAUCAGCUACUCCUUGCCACGGGAUUAAACAAUGGUCGCAUCAAAAUCUGGGAUGUAUAUACAGGAAAGCUCCUCCUUAAUUUGGUAGACCACGUUGAAGUGGUCAGAGACUUAACUUUUGCUCCAGAUGGGAGCUUAAUCCUUGUAUCAGCUUCAAGAGACAAAACUCUUCGAGUGUGGGACCUCAAAGAUGAUGGAAACAUGAUGAAAGUGUUGCGGGGCCAUCAGAACUGGGUGUACAGCUGAGCGUUCUCUCCCGACUCCUCCAUGCUGUGUUCAGUUGGAGCCAGUAAAGCAGUUUUCCUUUGGAAUAUGGAUACGUACACCAUGAUAAGGAGACUCGAAGGGCAUCACCAUGAUGUUGUAGCUUGUGACUUUUCUCCUGAUGGAGCUUUGCUAGCUACUGCAUCUUACGAUACUCGUGUGUAUGUCUGGGAUCCACACAGUGGGGACAUUCUGAUGGAAUUCGGGCACCUGUUUCCCCCGCCUACUCCGAUAUUUGCUGGAGGAGCAAAUGACCGGUGGGUACGAGCUGUGUCUUUCAGUCAUGAUGGACUGCAUGUUGCAAGCCUUGCUGAUGACAAAAUGGUGAGGUUCUGGAGAAUUGAUGAGGAUUGUCCAGUACAAGUUGCCACUUUGAGCAAUGGUCUCUGCUGUGCCUUUUCUACCGAUGGCAGUGUUUUAGCUGCCGGAACACAUGAUGGAAGUGUUUAUUUUUGGGCCACUCCAAGGCAAGUCCCUAGCCUUCAGCAUCUAUGUCGCAUGUCAAUCCGAAGAGUGAUGCCCACCCAAGAAGUCCAGAAACUUCCGGUUCCUUCCAAAGUUUUGGAGUUUCUCUCCUACCGGGUUUAGAAGGAAGACUGCCUGUCCUGCUGGGGCCUGACAGACACCCUUCACCAGACAACACCUCCAGCUCUUUACCCACACAAUCAUUUGUUCUAAAGGCUCUGAAGAUUAUUUAAUUUGAUUGACUCUUCAUUUCUUUUGUUAGUUGAACUUUUAAAGUAUUAUUUAUAGACCAUAGAAAUAUUUCUGAACAUAUCAUGUAAUUUUUUUUAAAAGAUUAACUGUGAAAACAUAUACAUACCUGUAUAUAUUUAGAUCCAAGCUGCUAUGUAUUGAAUGGGCCGUUUUAUUUUAGUUUUCUAACUCAGUUCUGACCUGUAUAUAUUGCUCCAGUAGAGCCACGGUGUAUAUAUGUGCUGUUUGUUGGAACAAAUUCAAUGGAAUUUUUGGUCUUUUUUAUUGGGACACUGAGUUUAGAUGAUGCUGAAUUAAAGCAGAAUCUCCUCAUAGGAAAUGGGAUUAGUUGGGUUGGAUGGUGUCAGACUGGCGAGAGAUUUUGUGUAAUGAAAAGGUCUGUAAGAAUUGUGUCAGGGAGUUUGAAUGUGAUGUUUUUAAAAAGCCAGUACAGAGGUAGCUAGAAAAAGGUUGUUUCUCUGUAGGCCUUAAUUUUGGAAAGCAGCUACUUAACCCUCAGAGAAUAAAGUAUUAUCCUUUCUUGUCAAUUUGAAGUUACACCCACUGCAUUAUUGCUCAAUGUUUUGUUAAUACUAAGGGACAGUUUAAGACCAUGGGUUUUUUUUUUUUUUUUUAAAGACAAACACAUAUUCUGUUUUUUGCAGAGAAUGAUAUUGGUGACUUACCAAAGAGAAGCAAUACAAUAUGUCUGCUUUUGCCUUCUGUUAUUUAUCUCAUCUGCAGAUGUUGAGAAUGUAUGCAUUAUGUAAAAUGCCUGUUUUAUAUCUUAAGUUUUUUAAUUAAAAGACAUAAAAAUACA